Messenger RNA from Pyricularia pennisetigena, 1242 nucleotides. RefSeq lists its product as uncharacterized. Gene Ontology annotation, cellular component: cytoplasm. The transcript has a single exon. The coding region runs from base 1 to 1242 and encodes 413 amino acids. The record is from RefSeq and is a predicted model, not a curated record. NCBI's taxonomy places the organism in Eukaryota, Fungi, Ascomycota, Sordariomycetes, Magnaporthales, Pyriculariaceae. Gene Ontology annotation, biological process: RNA surveillance; ribosome disassembly; nuclear-transcribed mRNA catabolic process, non-stop decay.
AUGCAGCUCCGCGGCUCUCUGGCAGGGCUGUCGGAGGAAAGCCCCGUCACCUUGACACCCACUGAGCCCGAAGAUAUGUGGCACGCAAACAAUCUGAUACGAAACCAAGACAUCCUCAAGGGCCAUGCCAUUCGACGAGUAACCACAGAAAACAGUACCGGCCACACGACCUCGAAUCGAGUACAUACGGAGCUCACCCUCCGCGUAACCUCGACACUCUUCGAUCCCGCCGCCUCCGCACUUCACGUCUCGGGCGUCGUCACGGUGGAGAACGACGUUGUUCCGCUGGGCAAGUACCACACCCUCGAUCUCGAGCUGAACCGACCAUUCACAUUAUGGAAGAAGGACGGCUGGGACUCGGUUGCCGUCGAGGCGCUUCGCGACGCCCUCAACACGGACAGGGAUGGCGCUGUCGCGGCCAUCGUAAUGCAAGACAACUUUGCCAACAUCUGCCUAAUCAGCGACUACCAGACGUUAAUCAAGCAGCGCGUCGAGAGCAGCGGUUCGGCCAAGGGAGGAUCUUCCGGCCGCAAUGCUAGCAAACGCGAUGGACCCGACGCCAAGACCACCAAGUUUUUCCGCAUGACGCUUGAUACGCUGCUGCGCAACAUAGACUUUAAGGGGGAGGCGCGUCCGUUGCUGUUGGCGUCGCCGGGCUACACGGCACAAAAUUUCCGAGAUUUCAUCAAGGAGGAGGCAGCGCGGACGCGCGACAAGAUGCUGGCGCAAAUAGUCAAGAACACCGUCGUGGUGCAUUCGAGCUCGGGCAACGUCUAUUCGCUCAACGAAGUCCUCAAAAGCCAGGAGGUGUUGAAGCAGAUGAAGACUAUGAAGUCCGCCCUCAGCUCCAAGGGCAUGGACGACCUCGAGGCCAUGAUUCGUGCGGAUGAUGGUCGCGCUUGCUACGGGUACAGCACUGUCAAGAAGGCCGUUGAAGAGGGCGCGGCCGGACGCGGCGGUGGAGUGCUCUACAUCAACAAUGCGCUUUUCCGGAGUCAGGACAUUCAGGAACGUAAAAAGUACGUGGCGAUAGUGGACAAGGUCAAGGAGGAUGGCGGCGAGGUCAGGGUGUUGAGCAGCGAUCACGAGGCAGGGGCAAAGCUGCAAGCUCUGGGAGGUGUAGCUGCCAUGUUGACGUACCCCUUGGUUUUUGACGAUGAUUCCGACGAGGAUGCUACAGAUCAGGAAGGGGAUGAUACGGUUCCAACCGAUGCGGGGAGAAAGACAGGGGGCAUAAUAUGA